This is a messenger RNA of Lycium barbarum (goji berry), 4250 nucleotides long. Its product is annotated as B3 domain-containing protein REM10-like. The transcript has 9 exons. Bases 2512 to 3687 code for a protein of 391 amino acids. Lineage: Eukaryota; Viridiplantae; Streptophyta; Magnoliopsida; Solanales; Solanaceae. The record is from RefSeq and is a predicted model, not a curated record. Gene Ontology annotation, molecular function: DNA binding.
ACAGUUGGGAGAUUGCUUGGUUUUCAGACAUGAAGGAGAAAUGGAGUUUGAAGUUUCCAUCUUUGGUUCAAAUAAGUGUGAGAGAGAGUAUGAAGGAGAAGAGGAAAUCAAUCAUACUUGCAAGAAUUUCACAUCACAAGGCGCAUCGAGUCAUGAAGAGAAUUGGGAUCAAACCAAGUGAAAACGAGGCAAAAAGAGCUGAAACGAAGAACUGGAAUUUCUGCCCAGUGAAAUACCCUUCGCGAUCGCGAUGUGGACUCGCGCAAUUGCGAUGGCACGCUUGUCAUACUUUACACGAUCGCAUGGGACCUGCCUGCGAUCGCGAUGAAGUAAUUCUGGGCAAAUUCGGGCAGUUUAGGAAUUUCACGAUUUUGUUAUCCCAAACCAAAUAAAACUCGACCACAGCUCGUUGGAGAGACAUCUUUGGCAGAAAACACAUUUUUGGAGGCUAGGGUUUUUACACCACACUUUGGGGUUGAAGAUUUGAAGAUUUGGGUUGAGAACUUUCUUAAACUUUUCUCUAUUUCUUUGAUUCCUUGCUUUGUAAUGAAUAUUUAAGUGUGUAGUACUUAUUUUCUUCACUUGAAUCUUGCUUGUGGAAAUAUUCUAUGAUUAAAGUGUUGGAUGAAACUCUUGUUUUACUUAUCUAUUGAAUGAUUUUUAUUGCUAAUGAAGUGAGUUAAUGUUGUUUUAAUUAAUCUUGUUCUUUAAUGUUUCUUAAGGAAUUAGCCAACCCUAAGACCCGCCCAUUUACUUCGAUUUGAGCUCGGAAGAGGAAAAUUGAGGUUGAGAAAUAUUAAUUAACAAAUUUGGGGCUUUAAAACCCAUCUAAUAACUUGAGCUAGGAAUAGGAUAGUUACUUGAGAUUAUAUUGAUUGUGCUUGAUAUCACACUCUAAGACUUGGAAAAGCUUAGAGUGAAAUUCAUUGAAUUGGUUGGAAGACUUUCAAUGAGAUUUUAUAAAUCAUUAUCUAAUUAGCAUAAACUCACUCUUAGUUGUAAAAUCGUGAAAUACAUUGGAUCGUUACUUGAGCGUAAUUUCCUUUGUAUCCAUACUUGUGGCCAUUGAUCAUUUUACCCGCUUUCUAGUUAGUUUUAUCUUUGUUAGUUGUUAAACCAAAAAUCAAAUAUUAAAAAAGUGUUUGGCUUAGCUUAGUUGGUGAUAAUUCCUUACUUAUUUAAAUUGCCUUUAUAUUGUUCCUUGUGGAUUCGACCCCGACUCAUAAUUGGAUGAAUUAUAUUGCGACGACCGUGUACACUUUCUCUUUGAGGAGUAGAUUUGGACGUUAUUAACAUGGAAAAGGCAUACGGCAAAGUUCCAAGGGAGAUUCUAUGACGAUGCUUGGAGGCUAGAGGUAGGGCUAUCAAGGACAUGUAUGAUGGAGCCAAGAUCAGGGUAAAGACAGUGAGAGGUGAUUCAGAGCACUUUCGAUGGUGAUGGGGUUAUAUCAGGGACCAGCUCUUAGCCCUUUCCUAUUUGCCUUAGUGAUGGAUGGACUGAUGCGGCAAAUUCAAGGUGAGGUGUCAUGGUGUAUGUUAUUCACAGAUGACAUAGUUUUGAUUGACGAGACUCCCGGUGGAGUUAACGCUAAGCUGGAGGUUUGGAGACGGACUCUGGAGUCUAAAGGGCUCAGAUUGAGUACGACCAAGGCAGAGUACAUGAAGUGCAAGUUCAGUAACGUAACGCAUGAGGCUGGCAUGGAAGUGAGGCUUGGUAACCAGGCCAUUCAACAAAAAGGAAGUUUCAAGUAUCUUGGGUCUAUUAUCCAAAGAAAUGGAGAGACUAACGAUGAUGUCACACAUCGUAUUGGGGCAGGGUGGAUGAAAUAGAGGCUUGCAUAUGGGGUUUUGUGAGAUAAGAAGGUGCCCCCAAAAUUUAAAGGCAAGUUCUACAGGGUGGUGGUUAGACUGAUGCUGUUGUAUAGGCGGAGUGUUAGCCAGUCAAGAACACUCACGUUCUGAAGAUGAAAGUUGCGGAAAUGAGGAUGUUACGAUGGAUGUGUGGGCAUACUAGGAGAGAUAGGAUUAGAAAUGAAGAGAUACAGGACAAGGUGGGAGUGACGUCAGUGGAAGAUAUGAUGCGGGAAGUGAGUCUCAGAUGAUUCAGGCAUGUGCAGAGGAGAUGCACGGAUGCCCCCAAUGCGGAGGUGUGAGAUGUUGGCUAUGGACGGUUUUCUAAGAGGCAGAGGUAGGCUGAAGAAGUAUUGGGGAUAGGUGAUUAGACAGGACAUGGUGCAGGUCCAGCUUACCAAGGACAUGACCUUAGAUAAGAGGUUAUGGAGGACGCGGAUUAGGGUAGAAAGUUAGUGAGUAGUCGAGUGCUAUCCUUUCAUACUAGUAACCUUAGUAUUAUUCUUGUAGUUCCUUGUCCUUUGAUUUCUGUUACGUGUAUUAUCUGUUGUUCCUUGUUCUUCAAUUAAUGAAUUAUUUUGUGGUAGUUACGGCCUUUUUUUUUUUUUUUUUUCCAGUCAGCUUUAUGAAGCUCCGUAGUAUUUUGCCAUUGAUUAUAUUAUGUAUACAUCUUUAAAUUGCUUGUUCUUGUGCCGAGGGUCUACCGGAAACAACCUCUCUACCUCCCAAGUUAGGUGUAAGGUCUGCGUACAAUCUACCCUCCCCAGACCCCACUUUGUGGGAUUUCACUGGGUAUGUUGUUGUUGGAGAUUUUACGAUUUGAGAGCAAACGCAUCACUUCAGCCCGAAGGAAAGAAGCCUAAUUUGGAUGCUAAAAGUGUUUCAGCCCGAAGGAAAGAAGCAAAUAUACCUGCUUCAACAUCUGCUAAUGCUAACAGUCAAUUUGUUUCUAGUAUUAGGGCUUAUUCCAUCAGCAGACCUUAUUUUCAUCUUCCAUUGGCUUUUGCAAGAUCAAAUGGCUUGAUGGGACGUUGUGAGAUGAUUCUCAGAGAUGAGAAACGGAGAUCAUGGUCAGUGCAGAUAGGACCAGUGGGACCUCAGUUUGCAAUUACCAGGGGAUGGCGACAGUUCAGAGAAGCAAAUGGUGUCCAAUUAGGAGAUACUUAUAAGUUUGAACUCAUUGACAAUGGAAUGUUACCUAUAGCGUAUUUCCAUUAUUUGAGAGCAAAUGCAUCACUUCAGCGCGAAGGAAAGAAGCCUAAUUUGGAUGCUAAAAGAGUUUCAGCCCGAAGGAAAGAAGCAAAUGCAUCUGCUUCGAUAUUUGCUAAUGCUAAGCGCCAAUUUAUUUCUACUAUUAAGCCUUAUUCCAUCAGCAGAAAUAUUCUCUAUCUUCCAUCAGCUUUUGCAAAAUUAAAUGGCUUGGUGAAUAGACGUUGUGAGAUGAUUCUCAGAGAUGAGAAACAUAAAUCAUGGUCAGUGCAGCUAGUACCAAUGGUACAUCACAUUACAAUUACCAGGGGAUGGCGACAGUUCAGAGAAGCAAAUGAUGUCCAAGUAGGAGAUACCUAUAAGUUUGAACUCAUCGACAAUGGCAAAUCACCUAUAGCAUAUUUCCAUAAUUUGAGAGCAAAUGCAUCACUUCAGCUCGAAGGAAAGAAGCCUAAUUUGGAUGCUAAAAGAGUUUCAGCCCGAAGAAAAGAAGCAAAUGCAUCUGCUUUGAUAAUUGCUAAUGCUAACCGCCAAUUUAUUUCUACUAUUAAGCCUUAUUACAUCAGCAGAAAUGUUCUCUAUCUUCCAUCGCCUUUUGCAAAAUCAAAUGGCGUGAUGAAUAGAUGAUGUCAGAUGAUUCUCAGAGAUGAGAAACAGAGAUCAUGGCCGGUGCAGCCAGGAACAAUGGGACAUCACUUUGCAAUUACCAAGGGUUGGCAACAGUUCAGAGAAGCAAACGGUGUCAAAGUAGGAGAUACUUAUAAGUUUGAACUCAUCGACAAUGGAACAUUUUCCUAUAGCAUAUUCUCAUUGUAAAUAUUCUGGGAAGGAUGGCAAGCUUCAGAGAAGCCAUUGGCAAGGCAAAGCUGCUGUUGGUGAUCUGCAAGAGAACGAGCAUAGAAGACUAAUGUUUUUCCUUACACAAGUAGCCUGUCGGAUUCAUUAUUUACUUUUCCUAGUAAAUAAUGAAUACACGAUUGUACACAUAUUGUAUAGAAUAUACACGAAUCACGAUUAUGCACAUAUUACACAUUUGUCGUCUUUCUUUAGUUUAACUGUUGAGUGUGUGAUUAUUUUUUUAUUUUUUUAAAUCUAGUAUAUGUUGCCCGAUAGCUCAUACAAAAAAAUGUACCUUGGUUUUAGUUGAAGUGUAUCAUAAAGAUUUACUUACAAUAUUAUCUUACAAGUGA